This is a messenger RNA of Penaeus indicus, 593 nucleotides long. RefSeq lists its product as uncharacterized. The transcript has 6 exons. The record is from RefSeq and is a predicted model, not a curated record. Bases 88 to 570 code for a protein of 160 amino acids. Lineage: Eukaryota; Metazoa; Arthropoda; Malacostraca; Decapoda; Penaeidae.
CUCAGAUUCCUCAAUAGACAUCUUCUUCACGGACGAGAAGGACGUGCUUCCGGUGACCAGAAAGAUCUUCCUUGACUCUCAUUCAAGAUGCAUAAACUUUCAACAAAGAUCCUCAAAAUUCACUCCAUAAUAAUAGCUUUCCUUACGAAGAUUGCCUCUCUUCGAAACAUUGCCAUCUUGUGUAUGGCGUUGAAGAUUCUUAAAGAAUCACGCGGCACAUUCAUACUGGAAUCAGUCAUAACAAUGGAAAUUAUGUUAUCAGUCUUCAGCAUAAUCUUCAGCCUAAUGCUACUUUAUGGCAUAUUCAAGAACGCGCCAGCUUUCAUGGUGCCCUACAUGGUGCUGAUGCUGUUCAAUAUUGUACGUUGUACAUUGAUCGUUCUACUACCUAUGGAUAAUAUUUCGACUGACAUGGAAAACACGGAAAACACACAGUAUCUGAGUGUCGUUUAUGGCAUUGUUUUCUUCUUCAUGACAUACUUUUUGCUUGUAGUAUGGGCAUACUACGUGCAGGUCAAGGAGUCUCUUGCUUGGCUUCGAGUUGUAGAAGCACCUCCGGCUUCGGUUUAAAGCCCUGAUCUCGUGAAUAUUUC